Molecule: messenger RNA, 660 nt
Organism: Macroventuria anomochaeta
Lineage: Eukaryota; Fungi; Ascomycota; Dothideomycetes; Pleosporales; Didymellaceae
Exons: 4
Coding region: 1-660 (219 amino acids)
Source: RefSeq, a predicted model, not a curated record
AUGGCACCUCCACCCAUCAUAUACCGUGUCGCGCGAGGACGUCUUCUACUCUCUGGCAGGGAUGACGGGACGAAUCGCAUGUUUGUGGGAUACUCCAAGAUCGUCACGCACCAAGAACGAGAUGCAUGCGUUCCCCUCUGGUAUUUCUGGUACUCGACGGAGCAUGCCGGAAUAAUGUCGCGUCUAUACGAUGGUCCCGGUCAAGCCGCCAGACUACUCCAGACCGAGUAUCCAAUCGACCUGAACACUACGCCAAUUGAAUUCGCACGAGUCCUGACGAAGGGCUUGAAGAAGCACGCCCGGCAGCUUGGGACGAUCCAAUUUGGCCCGCCCACAAUGUUGGAUCAGGUCUUAAAGGUGCAGCUGGGGUCAAUCCCCCCAGAUCUCGUCGAUAGGCGCUCAACAUCCAACAAGGACGCGCAACCAUCCAGUACUCCAGCAACCGACGUCGUCGUAUGCUCAUCGGCUACACCGAGCCAGAUCCAACCAUCGGUGAACGCAAGGAAGUCUGGGCUUCGUAGAUUCUAUCGCGCAGAGGGUGGCAAGCGUCUCAACUGGAAUAAGAUCGGCCUGAACAUGAACACCGUAUCGGAUAAGCUGGUCGGUUUCGAGGACAACGAACCAGCAGAGAAUGUGAAGGAGAAUGCGAGGUUUUCGUGA